Ostreobium quekettii is the source of this 1134-nucleotide messenger RNA. Lineage: Eukaryota; Viridiplantae; Chlorophyta; Ulvophyceae; Bryopsidales; Ostreobiaceae. The record is from the annotation of a GenBank genome assembly.
AUGCUAGGUGGCGGAAUGUCGGCGUCUGCCACGCUCGAAGUGGCGCCGAUGAAAGGGAUCGGGUCUGUGCUGCCCCUGCUGGCGGCCUACGCGCUGUGCAUGCUUUGGCAGUGGGUCGGUGAUCUGUGGCGCUCUCGAGCGCAUGCAGAGUGGCAAUGGGCGUGGGGCAAGGUGGCGGCGCUGUGGCUCGGCGCCGCGGUGGUUUCCGCCCGCUGGCCCAUGGCGCGGCGAAGGGACUCGCGUCGACAGCGGGGGGAGGGGGAGGCGGCGGCACAGGGGUCAGAAUUCGAAACUAGAGAGUCGGGAGGGAGCGGCAAGGGGAUGAGUCGCGAGAACGGGCAGAAGAUUUUGGAGAAUAUCAGCCCGGUUGGAAAAUCUGCGGUGCCAAAGGUGGCCUGCAAGAGGGGUUGCCAGCCAAGCCUGCUGCAAUCCCGAGGCAUUCGGCCGCCAUCCUCGAAGACCAUGACCGUCGUCGUUGAUUUGGACCACACGCUGCUGGCGUGCUACCCCCUGGCCUCCGUGCCGCGGGAUGUCCUGGCUGCCGUGGACUCGGGCAAGGUCAGGGGCACGCGCUUCCAAACCAGGGACGGCGCCUCCGUGGUGCUGGCCGCGAGACCGGGCGUGGAAGAGUUCCUGACCCGCGUUUCAGACUUCGCGGAAUUGGUCCUGUUCACGGCAGGGGAGGAGGCCUACGCCCAGCCCCUGGUGCAGUGGCUGGACCCGACGGGGAGCCUGUUUUCUGCGUGUCUGUUCCGCGACGCCACGGUGAGGACUCGGUACCACGAGAACGUGAAGGACCUCUGGGCGCUGGGGCGGGAUCUGAGCAAGACGGUCCUGGUGGACGACAAGCCCCUGGCGGGGCACCUGCAGCCAUUCAACCUGCUGCCCUGCCCGCCGUUCCUUGGGGACCCGUAUGACAGUGGGCUGCUUGGGACGGUGCUUCCCUGCCUGGAGGUCCUGCAGGGUGUGGAGGACGUGCGGCCCGCCCUGAGGCGGGGCUUCCGCACGGAUGAGUACUUCAAGUCGUGCAGGAUACCUGGAGAGUAUUUGAGGCGGGCGGUUGCCAACCAGGGAUGCACUUGCCAUCUACAACUCAAGCCAGUCAGCCACGAGUAUCUGGAGCUCAUGUCCUGA